Messenger RNA from Colletotrichum chrysophilum, 1611 nucleotides. RefSeq lists its product as uncharacterized. The coding region runs from base 1 to 1611 and encodes 536 amino acids. The record is from RefSeq and is a predicted model, not a curated record. The transcript is spliced from 2 exons. Gene Ontology annotation, biological process: amino acid biosynthetic process. Gene Ontology annotation, molecular function: aspartate kinase activity. NCBI's taxonomy places the organism in Eukaryota, Fungi, Ascomycota, Sordariomycetes, Glomerellales, Glomerellaceae.
AUGGCGACCGGCAGAGAAAACAGGCCAUGGCUGGUGCAGAAGUACGGCGGAACCAGUCUUGGAAAACUUCUCGAGUCGAUCUGCAGCAAAAUCAUCCCAUCCUACCUGCAAGACCAUAACCUGGUGGUCGUCUGCUCGGCCCUCUCCGGUUCCACAAAGGCCAGUGGCACCACGAGCCUCCUGCUCGAGUGCAUUUCCCACGCCGAGGCCGGACUGCCUGCCCAAGCCCAGCUCAACAAGGCCCUUGAACUCGUCCGCGAUAACCAUGUCAGACUACUCGAGAAGCACCUCGUCAACUCAAAUGGUACGAGGAGUGAUCUUUGCAGCGACAUAUUUGAUACCACCAAGAAUGUCAUUAUCAAGGAGUGCGAAAGCUUGAGAGGCUUCCUUCUCGCAGCUCAAAUUAUCGGGGAAUUGUCGCCUCGGGCGAGAGACCGGGUGGUAGCACUGGGAGAGAAGCUCGCUUGCAGAGUUGUUGCUGCAUACUUAAGCAGCAAAGGCGUCCCGGCCGAGCCGGUCAUUCUCGAGGACGUCGUCGAGUCAGUGUUUGGCGGAAGCAUCUUUGAGCAAAAGACCGCGCUCGACAAUCUCGGUCCUAGGUUCUACCACCUUCUUGGCGACGAGAUUACCAGGAGAAUAAGAGAGUGCGGCGACCAUGUGCCAAUAGUCACUGGCUUCUUUGGCAUCAUGCCGGACUCCCUGCUGAAGAACGUGGGAAGGGGGUACUCUGAUCUAUGUGCUGCGAUGUGUGCAGUCGGUACCAAGGCGACGGAGCUUCAGAUCUGGAAGGAGGUUGAUGGCAUCUUCACAGCAGACCCAAGGAAGGUUCCUUCGGCGAGACUACUGUCGACAGUCACGGCAGAAGAGGCGACGGAGCUGACGUACUACGGUAGCGAGGUUAUACAUCCGCUGACCAUGGACCAAAUAAGAUGCGCCAAUAUACCCCUAAGACUAAAGAAUGUCUUCAAUCCCACGGGCGCGGGAACGAUCAUCUAUCCCUCACGAACACCUUCGCCGCCUCUUACACCCCCAACACCGACGGACGAAAAGGUGGAUGUCAAGGUCCCGCUUCCUUCGAUCGACUUCAUGCUGGGCAACGGAUAUCACGGUGACCAGAAGGAGAGGCGUCGACCAACAGCUGUGACCGUCAAGGACUCAAUACUGCUUGUCAACGUCGUUUGCAAUAGGAACACGAAGUCCCAAGGGUUCUUGUCUGGUGUGUUUGAUAGACUAGAAGAGGCUGGAAUCAAGACUGAUCUCGUCACAACGAGCGAGCGCAACGUCAGCCUUGCAUUCCAGCAUUCGGAGGAAGGGUCCUGUCAACAUCAGAGGCUGAGGGUUGAGCUUGAGAAAUUUGGAAAGGUCGUUAUCACAGAGAACAUGUCCAUCGUCACCGUCAUCGGCCACAAGAUGAGAAACAUGGUUGGAAUAUCGGCGGAAAUCAUGUCUGCCUUGGCCGCAGCGAAGAUCAACAUCUUUCUCGUCAGCCAAGGGGCGAGCGAGAUCAACGUUUCGUACGUCAACCCCGCGCGAUGCACCACAGCACCAAAUUACAUUCCUCCAGAGAUCCCCGUCCUUUUCCUGUUGCCUUCCGCGAAGUCCUCCAGCUAA